AGGCACGGGAUUCGUCCUCAGUCGCCGUGGGACACUGGCGAUAGUAACUCCCAGCUAGGGACAUGUCCGUAACUCGUUCCUGACAGCGCCCGCGCGGAGGAUCCUUCAUCAAUAAAGAAUCCUUCCUGUGGAACGUGACGCGUGAAACUUCACACGGAUAAUAACACGGACUAAAUUUGAUCACGGAAAAUGAAGUUUUCCCAGUGCGUUGUAUUAUUGGUCGCUCUGUAUCUGGCCUCAGAAACUUGUCAAGCAAGUACUUUCGGUGAGAGGGUGAAAAACUUUUUUGGUAUUUUUGGUAACAAACCACCGUACGCCAUGGAAGCACCUGCACCUUGUUACUGUAGUUGCGGUCUGCGGAACGAAGAAAGCCGAAUAGUCGGUGGUCAGACAACUCGCAUGAAUGAAUUCCCAUGGAUGGCCAGGCUUUCGUAUUUGAACAAAUUCUACUGUGGUGGAACGUUGAUUAAUGAUCGCUACGUCCUGACCGCGGCUCACUGUGUCAAAGGCCCCAUUUUCAGGUUCAUGUGGUUCAUGAUCAAGGUCACGUUCGGUGAACACGACAGGUGUACCGAGAGAGGAGCUGAGACGAGAUACGUGGUCAGAGUGUUAACCGGUGAUUUCAGUUUCCUCAAUUUCGACAAUGACAUCGCGCUUUUACGGCUGAACGAAAGAGUGCCUCUCAGCGACACUAUAAGGCCCAUAUGUUUGCCAACAGAAAAAGAUAAGCAAUACGUUGGAACGAAAGCAAUCGCGUCCGGCUGGGGUACCUUGUACGAGGAUGGGAAGCCAUCUUGCCUGCUGCAGGAAGUCGAGGUACCGGUUAUGAGCCUUCAGGAUUGCCGUAACACAAGCUACAGUCCACGUAUGAUCUCUGAUAACAUGAUGUGCGCUGGAUAUCCCGAUGGGAAAAAGGAUUCUUGUCAGGGUGAUAGCGGAGGACCACUCAUAGCCGAACGCGAAGACAAGAAAUACGAACUCAUAGGUAUAGUAUCCUGGGGAAACGGAUGUGCUCGACCAGGAUACCCUGGCGUUUACACAAGAGUCACACGAUACAUAAACUGGAUAGUUUACCACUCGCGAGAGGGAUGUUUCUGUGAACAAAAAUCCCGCUAUACAAGACAAACCAACCGUUUAACCGGGACCAGUAUCGUUUCGACAGCCGAGAGAAAAGUCAUGAAGCUGCAAAACUUCCUCGAAUAUAUCCUUUGUGGUUUGCUGUUGGUGCUCACUUCGAGGUUCAUUCAUUGCAAUAAAUUUAAUUCAUCCGACAUAGGAGAUGACGAACUGCGGCAAACACGAGGUGUUCUGGACUACCUGCUUGGCAGAUUUAAAACAUGUGGCAAUUGUCUUUGCGGAAGACCAAAUAGAUUUGUUGAGGCACGGUUUCUUGGCGGGGAGUACACGAAAGCUCAUGAAUUUCCCUGGCUUGCAAAUAUUCACGUGAAAUCAAAAUUACUUCUCAGCGGAGUUCUAAUAAACGAUCGUUAUGUUUUAUCCUCUGCUAGCCAACUCGUUGGCGUAACCCCGCCGGAAGUAAAAAUAUCUUUUGGAGAAUACGAUCGAUGUAACUUGGAUGUAUCAUCGACCACAGUUAGCGUUGAAUCUUUGGUUCUAUAUCCGGAAUAUAACGUAGAAUCACAUGCUCAUAACUUGGCACUGAUGAAGUUAAGUCAGCCGAUUAAAUUCGAGAGAAGAAUCUCUCCCAUUUGUUUGCCAAACCCAGGUUCGACUUAUCUUGGACAAGUUGGAACUUUGGUUGGGUGGAUAGUAAGCACAGAGAAAGAUACGAACAACAAUCAGACUUGUCGACCGCGAAAAUUGGGUCUUCCAAUUUUGGGACGCGACGAGUGUAUUAGAUCUGGCAUAAAUACUACAAAUUUUCACAACGAUUCCGGCUGUGCUGGAAUAUUAGGUGGAAGCUCUAUUGUAUGCGAGAACGAUGUAGGUUCUUCAGUGCAAUAUCGUUCAUAUGCUGGAGUAUAUGAUCUAGUCGGUAUAAUUUCGGAUGUAAAUAAAUGUGGUAGCACCCCUGCCAUUUCAAUAUUUACAAGAGUUGGUCCACAUCUAAAUUGGAUAUUGCAACAAACCAAAGAUGCGUGCUAUUGUCCAAAAUAGUAGAUCAUAGUUAUUGAACAACGAUUAUCUCUCUCUUGUAAAUAUAAUUCUACUGUAUGGUAUUCUAAACUUUUAUAAAGAAUAUGUAGAUCCAUUAAUCAAUAAACUUCUAAAUAAGAAAA
Molecule: messenger RNA, 2240 nt
Organism: Bombus pascuorum
Lineage: Eukaryota; Metazoa; Arthropoda; Insecta; Hymenoptera; Apidae
Product: transmembrane protease serine 9-like
Exons: 14
Coding region: 190-2118 (642 amino acids)
Biological process (GO): proteolysis
Molecular function (GO): serine-type endopeptidase activity
Source: RefSeq, a predicted model, not a curated record